Molecule: messenger RNA, 2930 nt
Organism: Hylaeus anthracinus
Lineage: Eukaryota; Metazoa; Arthropoda; Insecta; Hymenoptera; Colletidae
Gene: iPLA2-VIA
Product: 85/88 kDa calcium-independent phospholipase A2
Exons: 3
Coding region: 241-2628 (795 amino acids)
Biological process (GO): positive regulation of ceramide biosynthetic process; lipid metabolic process
Cellular component (GO): mitochondrion
Molecular function (GO): protein binding
Source: RefSeq, a predicted model, not a curated record
UGACAGCAACACUGCUUCUGUAUACUUUUGUUAUAUUUGGCUUCCAAUAGUAAGUAAGGUUGUCAUUAUAUCGGCACCGCUCAAUUUGAUGUUUUCAUCGUUAAUAAUGAGUCAUAGCAACUUUUUAUUAAAAAAAAUGAGUAAGACAGACUUAUGCAACGCGUUCAGUCGCUAAACCUCAUUAACCAGUCGGAGCUGUUAUUUCGUCGUUUCCCUUCGAUAACCUAAAAAUUAUCCGUUAUGGCAUGGUUAGGCUCGAUCGCUAGCAAUGUUCUUCGAAAUUACGUGUUUCCGGAUGUAGGGCUGAACGUAGUCCAAGAAGUUAAGCCAGAAAAUUAUAGUAAUCGACACAUCCAUUGCCGCGAAGAUGGCAUUGUACUUUAUGGUCCAGGGGAAAAACCAAAUGAGAAGUAUGAAAUUGUUCUUCACAGACCUUGUACAGAAACAUUGCAUCAGGCCUACAGUUUAUAUCGGUCCGAAGACAAGGCGCCAGUCGAAAGACAUUUCAUUAUAUACAAAGACAAGAUUCCAGUACUUGUUCAAAUUUGUCGUGAGAUGUGUAACGUGAGUAAAAUACAAAAGCUAUGUGAUACUCUGGUAGAUCAUCCCACUUGGACAUUAGCACACUUGUCGGCUCAUUUUGCGCUUUACAAUGCCUUCACCUAUGCCGCGGUGAACAGCCAAUUGAACAGCGGAGACAUAGAAACAGGAGUAUCGCCUCUCCAGGUCGCAGUGCAAACCAAUAAUCUACGUAUGGUGCAGAUGUUGAUAGAGGCUAAGAGUUCUCUGGAACAUCUAGACCAUAACGCCAACACAGUAUAUCACUACGCAGCCACAUCUACCAAAGAAAUAAUUCUAGCCCUCGGUGGUGACCUACCGAACAGUUUGAACAGCCGCAACAGUAAUGGUCACACGCCAAUGCAUGUGGCGUGUUUAAAUAACAAACCUGAAUGCGUCAAAGCGCUUCUUCUGAUCGGUGCAGAUGUCAACAUACCUGCUUCCGAGGGUCAGCCUUCUAGUCCAGGUUACGUCGGAGAUCUUCUUCACAGUAAACCAAACGUUCUUCACGCAGAGGAUAUGAAAUUCGGUGGCACACCGCUGCACUGGUCCCUGAGCAGAGAAGUGAUUAAUGCUUUGAUCGAAACUAACUGUGAUAUAGACGCUUUGAACUUUGACGGACGUACAGCAUUGCAUAUUAUGGCAAUGAGGAAACGAUUACAGUGCGUGGUGGCCCUUUUGAGUCAUAUGGCUUCCGUGAAUAUCGUCGACAAAGAUGGCAAUACACCGUUACACUUGGCGGUCUCCGAAGGUACGCUGCCUAUAGUUCAAUCUCUUAUCGGCUUUGGUGCGGACAUUGACGCUAGGAAUUGGAAAUCAGAAACGCCACGUCACCGUGUGAACACGGAGACCUCCGAAGGCCAGAAGAUAUUAUACAUUCUAGACGCUGUGGGUGCUCAGCGUUGUCCACCGGAGAUGACAAAUUGCAGCCUAGGUUGCAAACAUAACGAAAACUUUAUCGGUAUCGCUCCUCAGCAACCUCCGCAGGCUGCUCAACGCACAGUCCUCGACCAAAUGCUUCACGUCUCCGGCAUGGACAAGAUGGCUUCGCUAGGAAACAAACAGAUCAAAGGUGGACGACUUCUCUGUCUCGACGGAGGCGGAAUUAAAGGUCUAGUCCUCGUGCAAACACUCCUGGAAAUCGAGUCGAUCCUCAAGAAACCUAUCGUAGAUUGUUUCGAUUGGAUCGCUGGUACCUCGACCGGUGGGAUUCUAGCUCUAGGACUCGCGUCUGGCAAGUCUCUGCGAGAAUGCCAGGCGCUCUACUUUCGCAUCAAAGAGGAAGCUUUCGUUGGGAUGAGACCGUACAAUAGCGAGGGAUUGGAGAAGGUAUUGAAGGACUGUCUGGGAUCGACUACUGUCAUGUCGGAUAUAAAAAAGCCAAAAAUAAUGAUCACGGGUGUCCUAGCUGACAAGAAGCCCGUCGAUCUUCACUUUUUCCGCAACUACGAUGCACCGAGUACUCUUCUACAAAUCCCAGAAAGUGGCUCGUCAGGUACUCCUUCGUCGCCAAACGAACAAUUAAUCUGGCACGCGGCACGAGCUACAGGAGCAGCCCCUUCGUAUUUCAGAGCCUUCGGGAAAUUCCUCGACGGCGGCUUGAUAGCGAACAAUCCAACCUUAGACGCCAUGACAGAAAUCCACGAGUACAAUUUAGCUCUGAACGCUAUUGGUCGCGAAAAAAUCGUUCCUCUGUCCAUGGUGGUCUCACUUGGCACAGGGUUGAUACCCACCAGCCCGUUGAAAGACAUAGACAUCUUCCUGCCCGAGACCCUAUGGGACACGGCAAAAUUUGCCAUGGGAAUAUCGGUUCUCGCUGAACUGCUGGUGGACCAAGCAACCGCCAGCGACGGGAGGGUCGUCGAUCGUGCCAGAAACUGGUGCUCCAUGAUCGGAGUGCCCUAUUACAGAUUCAAUCCCCCGCUACCGCAGGAUAUAGCAAUGGACGAGAAGAGCGACGAGGUCCUGGCCAACAUGAUCUGGUCCGCGAAAGCGUUCAUGCACGCGAACAGAGACCAAAUACAGGAAUUGGCAGCUGUGCUGAAUCGCGACGUUUACAACGCCAUCUAGAAAAUGAUAUUAUACAUUGAUGUGUGUAUGUUGUAUCUAAUCGACACGAUCUCGUCGCAUUGAUUUUUUUAACACACUCCUCGAUGGAUUGCUACGCGCUUUAACAUUGAUUACAUUAAUCGUUGAUCUUUCAGUCUCACGCGUUGCGCAACUAUUGAAACUCGGAUUUAUUCUUCUUAUCGUAUUCGCUAGAAAAUUGUUUAGCAAUGGUUGUGGGAGUAGUUGAAAUGUUAACACGUAACGCUGUGAGUUAGCAAUAGGUAGUAAAUUAUACCGAGUUAGUAACACCGUUGAUCGAAGUA